Fomitopsis serialis is the source of this 891-nucleotide messenger RNA. RefSeq names its product bucentaur or craniofacial development-domain-containing protein. The coding region runs from base 40 to 777 and encodes 245 amino acids. The transcript has 4 exons. The record is from RefSeq and is a predicted model, not a curated record. NCBI's taxonomy places the organism in Eukaryota, Fungi, Basidiomycota, Agaricomycetes, Polyporales, Fomitopsidaceae.
UGCCCUCCACCGGCACCAUCGACGAUAGACUCGGACUUCAUGCAGAAUUCAUCUGACUCCGAGGACGACCCCGACUACAUACCGCCAGCGGACGAUGACCCGCACUCGUCUGAUGACGAGCCGGACGCGAAGCGUGCCCGUGUUAGCAGUCCAACGGAGGAGGAUCAAUAUGAGGACAAGAGAAAACGAGAUGCGAUAUGGGCAGAGUUUCAGGCCUCUUUGACGACGCCACAGCCCAAGACAUCCGACUCCUCGGCACCUUCGCCAAUGGUGAAGAUCGAGAAGCGGUAUCGGUUUGCGGGAGAGGAUGUUGUGGAGGUGACGGAGGUACCCGAGGACUCCGACGAGGCGAGGAAGUGGCCGCGAUGGCAGCCCCCACCAGAGCAGAGCGGCCUCAGCGGGCCCAGCACUGCAGUCCUCCCCAAAGCAAAAGCAGAAGCAUCGCAGGAGACUGCGGCGUCAGGCUCUGCACCACCGACGCCGUCAGCUUCUACCACAUCCAAGCCACCAGCAAAACGGCCAGGGCCUCGAAAGCCCAAGACGACACUAGCACCGCUACCUGGUGCGCAGAAGGCAAAGAAGCUCACUACGCUCGACAAAUCUGCGAUGGACUGGCGUACUCAUGUGCAGACGGAAGGUCGGUCUGAGCUCAAGGACGAACUUGAGGCUAACCGUCGCGGGGGUGGUUACCUCGAGAAAGUGGAGUUCCUGCAGCGAGUCGAGGAGCGAAAGGCGGACGCGUUGGGUGCCAGCACGUUCAAGCGACGUAGAGGUUGACCUACUAUGCAUUGGCGGAGCUCCUUCACAGUCAUACCUUGGCUACUCACUACGCCUCUGGUUUGGUAGCUUGUUAUUCAUGAUUGUAUUCUACUGCGUACUGAGUUACUGGGC